UAUUGUUCUAGUUAUUAUUUAGAUACAAAGAUUAUUCAUAUUCGAAUAUUGGAAACGAAGAUGUCUAGCUCCCGGUCUAGGUCUAAAACGUCCCAGUCCGGGUCUUCUCAAUCGAACUCCACGUCUAGAUGCGGAACACCCGUUGAUGGAGCCCCAAAUGUCGGUGUUGAAUUUACUAGCAGUGGUAAACAAACACCCCCACGAAUGAAGGCUCCGUCGUCCAUGAUCCUGAAAAUUGUGGAUGCCAUCAACACCAUCAAGGAUGAAAAGGGAACAUCUGCUCAGGCAAUUCGAAAAUAUAUUGCCACUACCAGCAUGGCAAAUGUUCCUCCACAACUGCUGAAAGGACAAAUUAGGUCAGCUCUCGGGAAAGGUCUGAAACACGGAAUUUUGAUUCGACCUAAAGGUACAAAAACCACUGGUGUCACUGGUCGAUACCGUCUUGGUUUUUGGGUUAAAGAAAAGGAACCUCAUUGUGGUCCACGUAGACAAGGCAGUAAAGGUAAAAAAGGUGGUAAAGGUAAAAAAGGUGGACAAGGUGGUAAAGGUAAAAAUGGUGGACGAGGUAGUAAAGGUAAAAAAGGUGGACGAGGUAGUAAAGGUGGAAAAGGUGCGCGUCGAAGAAGUAGAUCUAGCAGCCGAAAAGGAAAAGGACGUAGCAGAUCUCGGUCUGGAAAAGGAUCCCGACCUAGAUCUCCAUCACGACGUAGUCAUUCUAAACGUGGUUCUUCGAAAUUUAGCCGAUCAAAAGGUAGUCGAUCAAAACGACACACCAAGUCUAGAAGAAGCCAAUCCCGACGUGCACCAAAAGGUAAAUCGCAGGCAUCUAAAUCUAGAAGCCGGUCUGCACGUCGCCCAUCAAAACGUGCACCAAAAGGUAGAUCGCGGAGUAAAUCACUAGGAUCAAAAUCUAGAAGCCGGUCCAGACGUCGUAGUUCAUCGAAGCGUGCAGCGAGCAGUGGGGCACCAAAAGGUGCAUCGAGAAGUGGAUCACGACGUCGAAAACGAAAGCCAAGUUCAUCAAAACGUGCAGCGAGCAGUGGAGCACCAAAAGGUGCAUCGAGAAGUGGAUCACGGCGUCGAAAAGGAAAGCGUAGUUCAUCGAAAGGUGCAGCGAGCAGUGGAGCACCAAAAGGUGCAUCGAGAAGUGGAUCGCGACGUCAAAAACGAAAGCCAAGUUCAUCAAAACGUGCAGCGAGCAGUGGAGCAUCGAGAAGUGGAUCACGGCGUCGAAAAGGAAAGCGUACUUCAUCGAAAGGUGCGAGCAGUGGAGCACCAAAAGGUGCAUCGAGAAGUGGAUCACGACGUCGAAAAGGAAAGCGUGGUUCAUCGAAAGGUGAGGCGAGUAGUGGAGCACCAAAAGGUGCAUCGAGAAGUGGAUCGCGACGUCGAAAACGAAAGCCAAGUUCAUCAAAACGUGCAGCGAGCAGUGGAGCACCAAAAGGUGCAUCGAGAAGUGUAUCACGGCGUCGAAAAGGAAAGCGUAGUUCAUCGAAAGGUGCAGCGAGCAGUGGAGCACCAAAAGGUGCAUCGAGAAGUGGAUUGCGACGUAGAAAACGAAAGCCAAGUUCAUCAAAACGUGCAGCGAGCAGUGGAGCAUCGAGAAGUGGAUCACGGCGUCGAAAAGGAAAGCGUACUUCAUCGAAAGGUGCGAGCAGUGGAGCACCAAAAGGUGCAUCGAGAAGUGGAUCACGGCGUCGAAAAGGAAAGCGUAGUUCAUCAAAAGGUUCCACAAGCAUUGGAGCACAAAAACAUGCAUCGAGAAGUGGAUCGCGACGUCGAAAACGAAAGCCUAGUUCAUCGAAAGGUGCGGCGAGCAGUGAAGUAUCAAAAGGUGCAUCGGGAAGUGGAUCUCAACGUCCAAAACAAAAGCGUACUUCAUCGAAAGGUGCAUCGAGAAGUGGAUCACGACGUCCAAAACGAAAGCGCACUUCAUCGAAAGGUGCAUCGAGAAGUGGAUCACGACGUCCAAAACGAAAGCGUACUUCAUUGAAAGGUGUGGCGAGCAGUGGAGCACCAAAAGGUGCAUCGAGAAGUGGAUCACGACGUCGAAAAGGAAAGCGUAGUUCGUCAAAAGGUGCAGCAAGAAGUGGAGCAUCAAAAGGUGCAUCAAGAAGUCGAUCGCGACUUCGAAAGCAAAAGCGUAGUUCAUCAAAAGGUGCAUCGAGAAGUCGAUCGAGAAGUCGAAAACCACGAUCAACACGCGACAAAAAAGCAGUUCAACCAAAGCGUCCAUCCAAAGCACUCAAAGAUGAUGAAGCAGUUCAACCAAAGCGUCGACGACGUUCAUUGUCUAAGGGAUCCAAAAAAUCUAAGGGAUCCAAAACAUCCAAGGGAUCCAAAACAUCCAAGGGAUCCAAAAAAUCCAAGGGAUCCAAAAAAUCCAAGGCAUCCAAAAAACCCAAGGCAUCCAAGCAAUCCAAAGAAUCCAAACAAACAAAGAAAUUACUUUGCAAGUGCGAGUGCAAAAGCGAGGAGGAAGAGGGUAAGAAAGGCGAGGAAGAGGGUAAGAAAGGCGAGGAAGAGGGUAAGAAAGGCGGGGAAGAGGAAGAGGUCAAGAAAGGCGAGGAAGAGGUCAAGAAAAGCAAGGAAGAGGUCAAGAAAAGCGAGGAAGAGGCCAACAAAAAAAAUGAAAGCAAAUCGUGGCUAAGAAAAUAAAUAUCAAAUCACUAACUAUUCAACCGGCCCUUUUCAGGGCCACCAAACCACUUGAAUGAGGUUUUAUUGUCUCCUUUUACAUCAAUUCGUCUUGUAUCACAAAAACAAAACAAAAAACAACAAAAAAGAAAAGAAAAGAAUAACGGGAUGAAGGAGGGGAAAUUUGCUACUUUUUAUUAUUAUUAACAAGGUAAUUUGUGUAUGUGUUACAGUAAGAUUGUUAAACUAGGGAUUUCGUGAAACCCUGAAGAUUUCAGUAAUUUAAUGAAAACCCUGUGUUGGUCAGGGGUUUCAUGUAAUCAAUAAACUAUUCAGGGAUUCCAUGAAGUCCCUGAACUGAGUUGCCAGGAAUUUCAUUAAUUUACUGGUGAGUUGCUGUUGUAGAGUUAAUAGUGUAGUGACUGUUAAUCCAGGCUAUCUGUGAAGUAAUUCAUGUUGCAUGUUUUGAUCAUUAAUCUUGUCUAUUGUCUAUUGCAUCAUAUAGGCUGUCUAUAAUGCCAACCAAUAGAAGUACUAUUGCAACAUACAGGUCAUGUCUAUAAUGCCAACCAACAGAAGUAAUAUUGCAUCAUAUAGGCUGUCUAUAAUGCCAACCUAUCGAAGUAAUAUUGCAUCAUAUAGGCCAUGUCUAUAAUGCCAACCUAUAGAAGUAAUAUUGCAUCAUACAGGCCAUGUCUAUAAUGCCAACCAAUAGAAGUAAUAAUGCAUCAUAUAGGCCAUGUCUAUAAUGCCAACCUGUAGAAGUAAUAUUGCAUCUUACAGGCCAUGUCUAUAAUGCCAACCAAAAGAAGUAAUAUUGCAUCGUACAGGCCAUGUCUA
Gigantopelta aegis is the source of this 3477-nucleotide messenger RNA. RefSeq names its product micronuclear linker histone polyprotein-like. The transcript has a single exon. Gene Ontology annotation, cellular component: nucleosome. The record is from RefSeq and is a predicted model, not a curated record. NCBI's taxonomy places the organism in Eukaryota, Metazoa, Mollusca, Gastropoda, Neomphalida, Peltospiridae. Bases 61 to 2658 code for a protein of 865 amino acids. Gene Ontology annotation, molecular function: DNA binding. Gene Ontology annotation, biological process: nucleosome assembly.